This is a messenger RNA of Exophiala aquamarina CBS 119918, 174 nucleotides long. RefSeq lists its product as uncharacterized. The transcript is spliced from 2 exons. Gene Ontology annotation, molecular function: oxidoreductase activity, acting on the aldehyde or oxo group of donors, NAD or NADP as acceptor. Lineage: Eukaryota; Fungi; Ascomycota; Eurotiomycetes; Chaetothyriales; Herpotrichiellaceae. The coding region runs from base 1 to 174 and encodes 57 amino acids. The record is from RefSeq and is a predicted model, not a curated record.
AUGUUCGAAGGCGCUGAAACGGGUGACAUUCAAGCUGUCUGUACAGCAACAAAACGAACCUUCUUCCACGAAUACGUCUAUGCCGAGUCUUUACAGGCGAUGGUUCGGCACACUCAAACAAUGAAAACUGGCUCCAGUAUCAUUGAUAAAGAUGUGAAGCUAGGCCCCGUGUAG